AUGUUUUCAUCGAGAGCUGCAGCUGCAGCUCGACUCGGCGUGUUUACAUGAGUCUGUGAGGAUGUCUGUAAAGACGGUGGGCGCUGCUUUAACACGUACACUAUGGGCCACGGGGAGCAGGACGCCGCCUCUGGCUCGAUCCCCCAAACUCAACCCUUUCACCACGUCGUGCACGGUGUUCGGAGGAGCCGAGCAGGGCGAGAAAAGUCAACAGCAAAGUGUGAGCGCGGACUCGGCGGGGCCGAGCAGCGAGGCUGCACAUGUUAGUGGAGACAAGAAGAGACCCCAGGGGUCCGGGGGGGCCCCGGGGGUCCCCGGGGUCAGGAGGCGCUGCUUCACCUCCAAGGCUGCUCCCCUGGACCAGAAGUCCUACCUGUGGUCCCGCUACAGCGACAUGAAGCGGAUGGUGCACGACCUGAUACCCCCAGCUGCGUGUAAAAGCCUCAACGCCUCGGUGAUCUAUGCCAACAACGAGGUUGAUUUGGCUGAUGUGGACAUUUAUGGGUUCGACUACGACUACACGCUGGCUCAGUACUCCAACGCGCUCAACACGUUGAUCUACAACACAGCAAGAGGCUUCCUCAUCGAACACUUCAAGUAUCCCGAGGGCAUUGGCAAAUAUGAAUACAUUCCCAACUUUGCAGUCCGAGGUCUCCACUAUGACAUCCAAAAGGGUCUUCUGAUGAAAAUUGAUGCCUUCCAUUACAUUCAGCCAGGAACGGUGUAUCGGGGUCUGACUCCACUGCCUGACGAGGAGGUCCUUCAGCUUUUUGGGGGGACCUUCCACGUCCCCCUGCAGCAGGACAGCGGCUUCUACGGAAAGGGACCAAAAGUGAAGCAGUUCAUGGACAUUUUCUCCAUCCCUGAGAUGACUCUCUUGGCUGUGGCAAAUGAUUUCUUCAUCACCAAUGGCAUAGAUUAUGAUCCAGUUCACCUCUUCAGGGAUGUCUCUGAAGCCAUUGGCAUGGUUCACAUCAAAGGCUACAUGUACAAGUGGAUCAUGCAAGAUCUGAAUAAGUUCAUCCUGCAAGGAGAAGAGACUGACGCCGUUCUGCACCGGCUUUCUAGUCAGGGAAAGAAGCUGUUCCUCAUCACCAACAGUCCCUUCAGUUUUGUGGAUAAAGGAAUGACGCACAUGGUGGGAACAAACUGGAGAGACUUUUUUGAUGUUGUCAUUGUGCAAGCAGACAAACCUCAUUUCUUCACUGAUUGUAUCAAACCUUUCCGGCGCUUGGAUGGUAAUGGGGACCUGCGAUGGGAAAAGAUAACCAGUUUGGACAAAGGCCAGAUUUACAAACAGGGGAACUUGUUUGACUUUCUCAGACUGACAGGCUGGAGAGGAUCAAAGGUUCUUUACUUUGGAGACCAUCUUUACAGUGACUUGGCUGACCUGAUGUUGCGACAUGGCUGGCGUACAGCCGCCAUUGUGCCUGAGCUGGAGCACGAAACCAAAGUCGUGAGCACGCACCGGUAUGCUGUGAACCUCACCUGGCUUCAGGCUCUAACCGGGUUGAUGGAGCGUCUCCAGACACACCGGGAUGCUGAGUCUAAAGAUGUUUUCCAGGAAUGGCAGAAAGAAAGAGAAGAGCUGAGGGUGAUGACGAAGAACUUGUUCAACCCUCAGUUUGGCAGCAUCUUCAGAACCUGCCACAACCCCACGUACUUCUCCAGACGUCUGAGUCGCUUCUCAGACAUCUACAUGACCUCUUUAAGCUGCCUGUUGAAUUACGAUACGAAUUACACUUUUUACCCCCGCCGCACGCCUCUCCAGCACGAAGCUCCUCUGUGGAUGGAUCAGCUCUGCACAGGCUGCAUGAAGACGCCUUAUCUGGAAGACAUGUCUCACAUAAGAUGAGAGCUGGGCUCUCUCCACUGACUGACUCAUAAGAGUUCAAGUUGUAGGUCACGCAAAUACUUGAGUUUUGCCGGAGGAUGUAGUUCCGUUAACAGGGUUUUUAUAUAUUUGAGAAGGUGCUGUACAGCUUUCACCAUAAGGUACACUUCACUGCUCGACAUGGGAAACUUCCUCCCUGAAUCCACUAGAGGGAGCUGGAGAUGUGCAGUGGUUUUCCAUGCAGCAUGUCCACAUUUUGUGGCACAACAUUGACCGGGAAUUCUCUCUGGUGGACUCAGUGGAAGUUGUAGAAGCCUAAGCUGCCACCGCACAAUUAAAACAAAGAGGUGAAAUCUUUUUGUAAUGUGUUUUAUUAACUUUCUUGUACACAACAGUUUUCAUAUAUUAAAGUACAGUUAAACAAGUUACCUCAGAGAACGAGUGCAUCCCGGAGUUGAAAAUAAUCAUGAAUUUAGUUGAGAAAAUGAAUGGUGCACGUACAGUAGAUUAUGAUUUUACUUUUGGAAAUGUGAUUCUUUGAUUUCAUUGGUCAUGUGGUUGCUAGGCAGCUCAGCAUCCAUUCAUCUCUAAUGUAGUCUUCAUCAUGAAUUAAUUUUCCUCCAGCCGGCCGGCUGCAGACUGCAGCAAAGGCUUUUGUACUCUGCUUUGCUGCACCUCGAUGUAUGAUCAGAAACCUCUGUGGGAUGGCUGAUGCUGCGUGGUGGAGGUGUGGUGACAACAGAUGCUGUUACAUUUAAGUUUUAGAACGAGCUACAGCAGUUUUUAUCCAAGUUGGAUCUUGUUCAGAAGUCCACACUGUGUCCUCACAUCGUUGUAAGACAAUGUCCCUUUGUCUUGUGCUGUUUUCAUAAAAGUAAUA
This is a messenger RNA of Cololabis saira (Pacific saury), 2714 nucleotides long. It is a transcript of the gene nt5dc2, whose product is annotated as 5'-nucleotidase domain containing 2. NCBI's taxonomy places the organism in Eukaryota, Metazoa, Chordata, Actinopteri, Beloniformes, Belonidae. Gene Ontology annotation, molecular function: 5'-nucleotidase activity. The record is from RefSeq and is a predicted model, not a curated record. Bases 62 to 1855 code for a protein of 597 amino acids. The transcript is spliced from 14 exons.